CACUGCUUAUAUAAACAUUAACACUGAGCACACAGGAGCAGCUUCAGCAGUACGAUUCCAACCUAUAUGCACUGUUUUAUUUUUGUAAAAACUACACACACUCUUAUCAGUUUGAGUACUAAAACAGCUGCAUCAUGAAAGGCCUGCAGUGGAUCCGGAGCCUGUCCGGAAUCAUUGGACACAAGGCAGCAAUACCACCUGGACAUGGCGUCAGUCUGCUGCAAGCUCGACACACACGCUUCCUUAUUCUCCUGUCUGCUCGAUCUCUCGUUACCUCAUCGUUUCCCACCAUGGCCCAUGUGAAGUCUCAAGGCACAGUUGCCAAUAAUAAGCAAAACAAUGGAUUCAAAGAGCAGCAUGGACUUCAGUGCAUUGCUCCAUUGGUGCGGACAGCGGAGGAAACCCCUGAGCCCAUUCCCACCACAGUUAAAGGCACCAUCCCGUCCUGGAUCCGGGGAAGUCUACUCCGCAACGGCCCUGGAAAGUUCGAGUUUGGAAACCAACAUUUUAACCACUGGUUUGAUGGGAUGGCUCUGAUGCACAGAUUUGAGAUCAUGGAUGGUCAGGUGACCUACAGGAGCCGGUUCCUCCGCAGUGACUCCUACAACCUGAACAGUGAGAAGAAUCGCAUCAUGGUGUCUGAGUUUGGCACAAUGUCUUUUCCUGACCCCUGCAAGAACUUAUUCCAGCGCUUCCUGUCCCGCUUUGAGAUGAUGAAGCCUACAGACAAUGCCAGCGUGAACUUCGUCAAAUACAAGGGCGACUACUACGUCAGCACAGAGACCAACUUCAUGCAUAAAGUCGACCCAGACAAUCUGGAAACAAAAGAGAAGGUGGACUGGAGCAAGUUCAUUGCAGUCAAUGGUGCCACUGCUCACCCCCACUUUGACCCAGAUGGUACAGCCUACAACAUGGGGAACUCGUAUGGCAGAAAGGGAGCUUUGUACAACAUCAUUAGCGUGCCUCCAGAAAAGGACGGCAACACGGACACGCUGCAGGGGGCCAAGGUGCUGUGCUCCGUCAUCCCUACUGACAAAGCCAGACCUUCCUACUACCACAGCUUCGCCAUGUCAGAGAACUAUGUGGUGAUCAUUGAGCAAUCCGUGAAGAUGGACCUGUUUAAAAUAGCAACGGCUCGGCUGAGGAACAAAAAUGUUAGCAACGGCGUCUACUGGGACCCUAAACAAGAGACUGUCUUCCACCUGGUCAACAAACACACCGGCGAGGUGAGUCCAGUGAAGUACCACACCACGCCGCUGUCCACCUUCCACCAGAUCAAUGCCUUUGAGGAGGACGGCUUCCUCAUGAUGGAUCUGUGCGGCUCAGACGAUGGCAAGGCCAUCAACACCUACCUCAUUCAGAACUUACGCAAGACUGGAGAAGCCCUGGAUGAGGUGUAUAACAGCAUGGGCAGGGCGUUUCCUCGCCGCUAUGUCCUGCCUCUCAACAUCACUAAUGAGACCCCACUGCAGCAGAAUCUCAACACACGGCCCAACAGCUCCGCCACCGCUGUCUGCCACAGCAGUGAAAAGGUGUUCUGCACAUCUGAGGAUCUCCAUGAUGAGGACCUGCUUGAAUACGGUGGAUUGGAGUUUCCCCAAAUUUACUACAGCAAAUACAACACAAAGCCGUACCGCUACUUCUAUGGCUGUGGCUUCCGCCAUCUAGUGGGAGAUUCGCUGAUCAAGAUGGACCUGAAUAAUAAAAAACUCAAGGCGUGGCAUCAGCCAGGUUUCUAUCCAUCUGAACCUGUGUUCGUGCCUUCACCUGAAGCAGAGGAAGAGGACGAUGGAGUCAUCCUUUCAGUUGUCCUCACACCAACUGAGGAUAACAGCACAUUCCUCUUAGUGUUGGAUGCUAAAACAUUCGAGGAGAUGGGAAGAGCCGAAGUGCCUGUCAACAUUCCAUACGGCUUCCAUGGAGUCUUUAACGCUGCAUAGAGCAUCAGAAGAGAUGCCUGUAUGCUGACUAUUAGAUGCUUGCUUUUACCACACGCUGCCUUGAUAGUGGCUAUAAAAGCCUGUAUUGAACUGUUUAUAACCAUCAACAUAUAUAACAUCACAUAUAUUCCAUAGUGCUAUACAAUCAUAUAUCAAGAUCAGACCAUCAUUCAAAGGGAAAUUCAGGUGAAGACCUCUUAAUCUGUUUACAUUGAUUUUACUCAUGUUUUAUACCAGAUUUUACCAAACACACCUUAUUUUAUUCUUUCUCUUUUAUACUAAAAUGAUUUUUUACAACAUUUUAUACUACUAUUCCAUAAUGCAGCUAGGAUCAGGAGAUCAUGAUAAACUUAUAUCUAUACACAUUAAUACCAAUGCAUUCAAUCUACAUCUACAUUAAAGCCAAAAUCUAAGCAUUUCAUUUUUAUGGAUUUCUGUUCACUGUUUUACUCUUUUUCUUGUUUAUAUACAUUUUUAUAUUAAACUGUAAGCUGGAAAUGUAUAAAAACAAAAUAUAAAAAACAUAUUACGUA
Messenger RNA from Astyanax mexicanus (Mexican tetra), 2473 nucleotides. It is a transcript of the gene bco2a, whose product is annotated as beta-carotene oxygenase 2a. The transcript is spliced from 14 exons. The record is from RefSeq and is a predicted model, not a curated record. NCBI's taxonomy places the organism in Eukaryota, Metazoa, Chordata, Actinopteri, Characiformes, Acestrorhamphidae. Gene Ontology annotation, cellular component: mitochondrion. The coding region runs from base 135 to 1940 and encodes 601 amino acids. Gene Ontology annotation, biological process: retinal metabolic process; carotene catabolic process. Gene Ontology annotation, molecular function: carotenoid dioxygenase activity; beta-carotene 15,15'-dioxygenase activity.